AUGACCAGCCCUGACGCCGAAAGGGACAAAUUCUACGAGAACCUGCAUGUUCUCCUGACGGCAGUGUCGAAGGCGGGUAAGUUAAUUGUCCCUGGUGACUUCAACGUCCGCGUCGGCACAGACCAUGCUGCCAGGAGAGGAGUGCUUGGUCCCCAUGGUCUCAACGGCUCCAAUGACAAAGGCCUACUCCUUCUACGAACCUGUGCAGGACACCGUCUCAAAAUGACCAACACCUUCUUCCGCCUGCCGAUGCGAGAGGAGGCCAUCUGGAUGCAUCGUCGGUCACGUCAGUGGCACCUGCUGGACUAAGUCCUCGUCCGGAGGCGAGAUCAGCGGAACGUGCUGGUGACGAAGGGGAUACCGUGUGACGACGGGUGGACCGACCAUCGCCUCGUCAUCGCGCGGAUGCGGAUUCGCCUACAGCAUCGCAGGAGACCUCAAGGUAAGCGACUCCCGGGUAAGCUGAAUAAUGCCCCGCUGUCUCUGCCUGAUCAACAUCUCCAUUUCAGCAACGAACUGGCCCAACGGCUAGACAACUUACAAGUCACUGAUGUCGCCAUUGCCGUCGCUGCCGCUGACGAGAACGCCUUCGUGGAGAUCCGAUAGUCUCAACUGCGGGAUGCAGUCCAGGCGACAGUCCUGGUUGUCCUUGCUCGCACAGGUCGUCAGCGCCAGGACUGGUUUGAUGACAACGAUGUCGCCACCAACAACCUGCUCGCCGUGAAGAACCGCCUGCACCAAGCCUACGUCCACUGCUCCACUGGCGACAACAAAGCUGAUUUCUACCGUAUUCGCCGCCUUGUGCAACAGCGGUUCCGUGAGAUGCAGGGCACGUGGACGGCUCGCAAGGAGAAGGACAUUCAAGCGUACGCGGACCGCAACGAAAGGAAGAACAUCUUCGCAAUAAAAACUUUCUACGGUUCGACAACCAAAAGUACUACAUCCCUUCUCAGCGCCGACGGCAGUACCCUACUUACCAUGAAGGUACAAAUUCUACAGCAAUGGGCCGAGCACUUCUGGGGCGUCCUCAACCGUCCAUCCACCAUCUCCGAUGUCGCUAGCGCCUGUCUGCCGCAAGUGGAGAACAACGCUUACCUCGACCUCCCGUCAACCCUCCACGAUACCAUCAGGGCCGUGCAGCAGCACUCCAGCGGGAAAGCACCCAGAUCGGAUGCGACCCCUGCUGAGAUCUACAACCACGGGGGCUCCCGACUUAUGGAUCAUCUGACAGCGCUCUUACAGGAGAUGUGGCGUCAAGGAGAAGUCUCGCAGGAUUUCAAGGAUGCUGCACUCGUGCAUCUAUACAAACAGAAAGGAAACCGUCAAAUUUGCAACGACCAUUGA
This is a messenger RNA of Spirometra erinaceieuropaei, 1344 nucleotides long. Lineage: Eukaryota; Metazoa; Platyhelminthes; Cestoda; Diphyllobothriidea; Diphyllobothriidae. The record is from the annotation of a GenBank genome assembly.